Molecule: messenger RNA, 743 nt
Organism: Acaromyces ingoldii
Lineage: Eukaryota; Fungi; Basidiomycota; Exobasidiomycetes; Exobasidiales; Cryptobasidiaceae
Exons: 8
Coding region: 61-576 (171 amino acids)
Source: RefSeq, a predicted model, not a curated record
UUCAAAUCUCUUUCUCUUUGAUCAAACCGAACAACCUCUAUAAAAGGCAGCUCGAUCAACAUGCGCGUCUUUGCCCUUUGUCUUCCUUCGAUGACCGCAAUUCCGCUCCAGGUCCUGGUCCUCGGCUUCCUUGUCGCCAUCAUGACUACCGGUGGAGUUCUGGCUCUGCCUCACGAUUUACACUCGAUCAGCUGCGCAGGACCCUCUUGCAGGAUGCUCAAGAUACGAUCUCCAGACAAAGAAGACAGCAUGAUAUUUGCUCGUCGCGAACCGACCGCUACUCUUUCUGACACCAUCCACGUCAAGCGCGACAAGAGUAAGACGACCUCAUACGAAUCAAACACCAUUGCUGCUCGUCACGAGCCUAUUACCGCUACCUCUGACGCCAAGAUGACCGUCGAGCGUGAGCAUUCCGAGGGGAACAUGUUCGAACGCCGUUCCAAACACCAAUGCCCCAAUCCUGCUUGUGGUAGGCCACACACCAUCGACCCGUCCACUUCUUCCAAAGCAAGGUCGCUGCCUCUUAAGAGGUCCCAGGGCGACACGGUCAAGGCAAGCAGUCGUUCUGAGAGUUGAAAAGCUUGGGUAAAGCUUCAUAGGGUGAUGAGAAAUAGUCUCGCAAGUAAACCUGGUCCUUUGCAAGCAAGCGCGAUCGGCCUUUUCAACAAGGGCCACCAAAACUCCCUCCCCUCUUCUCCUCACUGACCAGGCGACAGUGUCAGCAUGGUCUCCACAACUUCCCC